UAGGACUUCGGUGGAGAUGCUGUUCUUGCAGUUGAGCGUUAAAUUGACACUCGUACUGAUUGAAUGACAGCAAAUCUGCCUCUACAUUUUAAACGGGUUAGUGGAGAUUAAGACGUUUUGUUUACUUUUUGAAGCCAUAGCCUAUUCGCUCUCUCGUGUAUUACAGUAUUAAUGAACACGGGUUUAAUGUUUCGACUGCAAAAGUAGACCAACAAAAUUUAUCCAGACAUGAGGGCGCAUCGGGAAACCGCAAAUUCACCAGGAGUACUGCUCACGUUUAUUUUUGUUUUAAUUUUAUUUUCCUUGGUGGACGCAUCAGACUCUGUGUAUUAUGGACAUGUUGUGGAAAAUGCACCGGCGCAGACUCUAGUGGACGAGUUACUUCUACCUGUUGGAGAAAAAUGCCGUGAUUCUAUCAAAGAAUCGGGACACUGUGUGGCAUUAAAAGGAGAAGGCGCGUCUGAUUUUCGUUUUGUUUACAAGCCCGAACAAGGACAACUCUUUUUGAAAACCACUAAAACUUUGGACAGGGAAGAAAUCUCAAUGUACAUCUUAAGCGCUGUAUGGUCUGGCUGUUUCAAUAACACCCUGGAAAUAAAAAUCACAGUGCUUGACUUGAACGACAACAUGCCUCAAUUCAUCAGUAAAAAUGAAAUGAUAGAAGUCAACGAACUCACCCCAAUAGGUUCCGAACUGGUUCGCUUUUUUGCAAAGGAUAGAGACAGUGGGCAUAACAGCGAAAUCACUUAUUACGCACUCCCACAAAAUGAAAAUAUAUUUGUCAUUCCCAAAACUGGGCAGGUGAUGCUGGUUAAUUCUCUUAAGGGUGUGAAUAAUAUCACCAUUCACAUUGUUGCAAAAGACAACGGAAGCGUAGCGCUAGAAAGCGAGCCGGCGAUACUUGUAAUUGAUGUUGGGGCUUCUCUCUUUAAAGUUAGGAAGCCGCGAGCGGUUUCCGAGGAACUGUUUUACACCGUAACGGUUUCCGAAGAUGUGAAAGUCGGAGAUAUGAUUUUUACAGUUCCUGAUAUGAAGUUUGAGAAGAGGUGGUUCGAGGUUAUCUCCGAAGCAGAUUCUCCUGUCCAGAUCGAACGAGACUCGGGUCGGCUCUACAUGGCUCAGAGCUUGAAGAGCCCGGCGGACGUGAUGAUUAAAGUCCAGAACCUAAAAGGAGAUGACUGGUACCUGUGCCGGCUGACCCUGAACGUGCCCACCGUGUCAGACCUGCAGUGGGCCAUGUUCCCGUUCCCUUACCUGGCGGCGGUGGCGCCCGACGCGGCCGCGGGCUCCGUGGCGUACCGGCUCUCGGCCCGAAACGGCGACGGGACCCUGGGGGCCGCCCGCUUCCUGCUGCUGGAGGGCGGGGAGGAGCACUUCGAGGUGGACGGAGGCUCGGGGGAGAUCAGGACCACCGGCCGACCUCUGACCCCCAACAAGGAGUACGUCCUGACGGUCCAGGCGGUGGACAAGCAGGGGAGGAAAGGCCCGCACGCAGCCGUGUCAAUCCUGGCCGGGCUCCGCCCCCCGCAGUUCACCAACGCCUCCUACACCGUGUUUGUCCCGGAGAGCACAGGAGCAGGACAAGCUGUUGCAGUGGUGCAAGCCAUCUCCUUCCAGCGUAAGAGUCUCUCCUACCUGCUGCUGGUGAACCCCAGCAACCUGUUCAGUGUCAACCAGGAGAGCGGUGCUGUGAGCCUGACGCGGGCUGUGGACUACGAGAGCGGCCAUCACCUCCAUCACCUGCAAGUGCGGGCGUCAGAGCCAGGCACCGGGCUGAGCACAGUGGCAGAGGUGGUGGUGCACAUCAGCGAUGAGAACGACUGCACCCCGGAAUUCAUGCAUUCCAUCUACAGCCGGGACAACAUUCCGGAAGCCACCCCCCCUGGGACAUCCCUGUUGCAAGUUCUAGCCAGGGACUGCGACACGGGGCAGAACUCGGAGAUCGCCUACUUCAUCCAGAGCCUGGACUUCGACAUCACGGCGCAGGGCGUGGUCAGCCCCAGGCAGCGCCUGGACUACGAGCGGCCCAACCACAUGUACGAGUUCGUGGUGGUGGCCGUGGACAGGGGCAGCCCGCCCCGGACGGGCACCGCCUCCGUCAGGAUCCGCAUGGCCAACGCCAACGACGAGGCACCCGUCUUCUCCCAGGCAGCCUAUAAGACCUUCCUGUCCGAGGACGCCGGGCCAGACACGCUCGUGGCUAUCGUCCACGCCAAGGACCCAGAUGGAGACGGGGUGACUUACGCCAUCACAGGAGGCAACGAGGACAGCAACUUCGAGCUGGACAACCAGAAAGGGAUCGUCAAGCUGAGGAGGAGCCCCCCGCCCCAGCUGCGGGGGCCCCAGUACGUCCUGAACAUCACGGCCACCGACGACAACGCCUCCGGCGGGCCGCACCCCCUCAGCAGCUCCGCCCAGAUCAUCGUGGGCAUCAACGACAUCAACAACAACAAGCCCGUCUUCGAGGAGUGUCACAACUACAGCAUCAACGCCUGGGUCCUGGAGAACCAGCCUCCCGGAACGUUCGUCCUGAGGGUGCAGGCCCACGACGCCGACAUCGGGCUCAACGGCGAGGUCAAGUACGGCAUCAUGCACCGGGACGGCGCGUCCUCUGGGUUUGCCAUCGAUUCCGACACAGGUGUGAUCAGCAGCACAGUGAGCUUCGACCGCGAGAAGCAGCGGGAGUACACCCUGUCCGUCACCGCCACUGACCUCGCCCAGGAGCCCCUGAUCGGCAUCUGCCAGAUCACCGUCCUCAUCGCCGACCAGAACGACAACGACCCCAAGUUCGAGAACAGUCGCUACCAGUACUUCCUGCGCGAGGACACGCCCGUGGGGACCAGCUUCCUGCGAGCGGCCGCGCACGACGACGACCAGGGCACCAACGCCGCCAUCACCUACUCCCUGUCCCGCCAAAACCCGGCCUACUUCCACAUCAACCCCAGCACGGGCUGGGUUUUUGUCAAUCACCCCAUCUCGCAGACCUCCCGCAUCAGCCAACAGAUCAUCGCCACAGACGGCAGUAACAGGAGCAGCUCUGUGGAUCUGACAGUUAUCAUCACCAAUGUCCACAACCAGCCGCCCCAGUGGGAACAGGCCGAGUACUGGGUCACCAUCCCCGAAAACACCGUACGGGACACAAAGAUUGUGACCAUAAAGGCAACAUCACCCCUGGGCGACCCCAGGGUCACCUAUAACCUGGAGGAAGGGCAGGUCCCGGAGACCAACAUGCCGGUGCGGUUCUACAUUAAACCCAACCGGGCCGACGGCUCGGCGUCCAUCCUGGUGGCCGAGCCGCUGGACUUUGAGGCCACGCGUUUCUUCACGCUCCGCGUGCGCGUUCAGAAUGUGGCCGCCGUCCCCCUGGCUUCCUUCACCACUGUCUACGUCAACCUCACAGAUGUGAAUGACAACGUUCCCUUCUUCCUGUCCUCCACCUACGAGGCCACGGUGCCAGAGGGGGCGGAAAUUGGGACUUCGGUGGCCCAGGUGUCUGCCACAGACCUGGAUUCAGGCCUCCACGGCAUGAUUAACUACAUCAUUCUGAAGGACGAGAGCGGAGACUCCCAGUUCUUCAGCAUCAACUCCUACUCAGGGGUAAUCCACACACGCGCCACCUUCGACCGAGAGCAGAAAGGCUCCUACCUGAUCGAGGUCCAGUCUCAGGACAGCUCAGAGUCUGCCAGGCCCAGCCAACAGGGACAGCCCAACACAGACACAGCCUACGUGCGGAUCUUCGUCACAGACGUCAACGACAAUGCACCCGCCUUCUCCCAACCCGUGUACGAGAUCAGUGUGGAGGAAGACGAGGAAGUGGGCUUUGUCGUUAUCACGGUUACGGCCAACGACGAAGAUGAAGGAGCCAACGCAAAGCUGCGGUACCAGAUCACCUCAGGAAACGCGGGGGGCGCGUUUGACGUGGAGCCCGAGGUGGGCACCGUCUUCAUCGCCCAGCGGCUGGACUACGAGCAGGAGCAGCGGUACGAGCUGCGCCUGGUGGCCUCCGACGGGAAGUGGGAGAACCAGACGCUGGUGGUCAUCGACGUCAUCAACAAGAACGACGAGGCGCCCAUCUUCACCGAGCCCGAGUAUCACGCCAGCGUCACGGAGGAGCUGACCGACCUGCCUGUCCUAGUGCUGCAGGUCUCAGCCACAGAUCCAGACCAGGAGGCAGACCAGAGCGCCCUCAGGUAUUCGCUUCACGGUCAGGGAGCAGGCAGCGAGUUCACCAUCGAGGAACUGACAGGACGCAUUCACGCUCAGAAGAAGCUGGACCGUGAAGACCGCUCGGUCUGGCGUUUCCUGGUUCUGGCUACGGAUGAAAACGGGGCGGGGCUGACCGGCUUUGCUGAUGUCAUCAUGAACGUGCGCGACGUGAACGACAACGCCCCUGUCUUCCUGUGCGCGGGCGACGGCUGCUUUGUGGGUCACGUGCUGGAGAACUCUCCUGCUGAUACCUCCAUCAUGGAGAUGCGAGCCACUGACUUGGACGACCCCAAAGCCGGGAAGAACGCCGUCCUCACCUACCAGAUCAUUCAGAAUGUCCGGAACGAGAUCAACCUCAAUCUCUUCUCCAUCAACCCCACCACGGGCACCAUCUACACCGUGCUUCGCUCGCUUGACCGGGAGGUGGAGGACCGCUACCUGGUGGUGGUGGAGGCCCAGGACGGCGGGGGACUCUCGGGGACGGGCACCGCCACCAUCGUGGUAUCCGACAUUAACGAUCACGCGCCAGUCUUCACGCAGAAGAUCUACGCGGCCUCUAUGCCAGAGAACCUGGACAUCAACAGCGAGGUGCUGGCGGUGUCAGCCACGGACGGCGACGAGGGCGAGAACGCUGCCAUGACUUUUAGCAUCGUUGGCGGCGACGAGGACCGCAAGUUCUUCAUGGAGACAGACAAGGUCAACCGGCGGGGCGCUAUCCGGCUGAAGAAGAAGAUCGACUUUGAGAAGCCCCACGAGCGCACCUUCAACCUCACUGUCAAAGUGGAAGACGUGGAUUUCUUCAGCCUGGCCUACUGUGUCAUCCAGGUAGAGGAUUCCAAUGACCACGCCCCAGUCUUCUUCCCCCAGUUCUACGAGGCGGGCAGCAUGUUUGAGGACGUCCCCGUCGGUACCAUUGUGGCCCAGGUCACCGCCGUGGACCUGGACUCUGGGCAGAAUGGGAAAUUCGUCUACAGCAUCGCGCCCGAGUCGGACCCCUUCGAGCAGUUCCUGGUGGACAAGAGUGGCUGGGUGGUGGUGGCAGACUCCCUGGACCGGGAGAAGAUCUCGCAGCACCGCCUCAUGGUCCACGCCACCGACAUGGGCAGCCCGGCCCUGACCGGCACUGCCAUCGUCUUGGUGACCGUGCAGGACGUCAAUGACAACGGACCGGAGUUUGAGGCGCCCUACCGCCCGAUGGUGUGGGAGAACGCUGCUGCCCCCCAGGUGGUGCGGAUGAAUGACACGUCUGUCCUGCUGCACGCCGCUGACCGCGACACCGCCCCCAACGGCGGGCCCUUCUCCAUUCGCCUGCAGAUGCUGACCAGCGACGUCACCAACUUCAACCUUACCGACCUGCGGAACGGCAGCGCCCUGGUCACCGCGCUGCGCACCUUCGACCGUGAGCGGCAGAAGGAAUACCUCCUGCCCAUCCUGAUGAUUGACAGCGGGACCCCGCCCAUGAGCUCCACCAGCACGCUGACCAUCACAAUUGGAGACAGGAAUGACCACCCUCAUGCAGCCGGACACUCCGAAUUCAUAGUGUACAGCUACGAAGGCAAUCUUCCAACAACUGUACUUGGACAAGUUCAAUCCCCUGACCUUGACGACUGGAAUGAGAAGGUUUACAGAUUUGAAGGCAAACUCUCCUCCAGGUACUUCAUCCUAAACCAGAACUCAGGUCAACUCAGUGUCAGAGAGGGAACCCCGCCCGGGACGUACAGCCUGCAGAUCCGAGUGACAGACAAGAUCUGGCCAGACAUGACCUCCACCGUAGAGGUCGUCAUCAAGGAGCUGAAGGAGGAGGCGGUGCGGAACGCUGGCUCUGUGCGUUUAUCCAACAUCACAGCAGAGGAGUUUUUCGCUGCUCCAGAGGGGCAGGAGAGCAGGUACACCCGGCUGAAAAGGCUCCUGUCGGAGGUGAUGCAGACGGAAGAGGACAACGUCCACGUGUUCAGUGUGGCCAACAGCAGCCGGCAAGCCCGUGAGCUGAGCGUGUGGUUCGCCGCCCACGGGUCCCCCUACUACAAGCCCGAGAAGCUGACCGGUAACGUGGCCGCGCACAAAGCCAAGCUGGAGGCAGCGCUGGGCGUGUCUAUCGUGCAGGUGGGCGUGGAUGAGUGCGCGUACAGCGACUGCAGCCAGACGGGCGGCUGCACCAGCGCUCUGAGCUUCAGCCACACCCCCACCCCGCUCAGCAGCGGGAACACCUCGCUGGUCUCCCUCUCGGCCUCCAUCAGGGCCCAGUGCGGCUGCUCGGCCCGCGAGAGACCGCACCUCUCCUGCGCUUCCUACCCCGGCAGCCCCUGUCUGAACGGGGGCACCUGCGUCGACAGUGAGCUGGGCUACAGGUGUAAGUGUCCACCCAUGUAUGAUGGACCAGAGUGCCAGCAGACCAAGCACACAUUCCGCGGCUAUGGCUACGCCUGGUUUCCUCCCAUAAGGCCGUGCUUCCAGAGCCACAUCUCGCUGGAGUUCAUAACAGAGACAGCCAAUGGGCUCCUGCUCUACAAUGGCCCCCUGGGGCCACUGAUGCCUGGAGACCAGGAGGACUUCAUCGCCUUGGAGCUGAAGAACGGGGUGCCGGCCCUCAGCAUUAGCCAUGGCUCGGGGACCCUGAUGCUGCAGCUGCCUUCCAGGGCCACAGUUACCGACCGCCGCUGGCACCAGCUCGAUAUAAUCAGCGAUGGCAAGACGGUGCAGCUCGUUCUGGACCGCUGCUCAGGGGCCAUGGUCAACGAGGUGGAGGGCCUGGGGGUGGAGGUGCUGGAGACUGACCAGUCCGUCUGCAAGGUGUCUGGAGAGACUCCUGGCACAGAGAGGUUUCUCAAUGUGAACCAGCCCCUGCAGCUGGGGGGUGUGAAGGAGGUUGUCCCUCACCGUCGGACGCACCCCCAGUUCAAGGGUUUCGUUGGGUGUCUGAGGAAUCUGGUGGUGGACAGCCAGGUGUAUGACUUGGGCAGCCCCGCCGACAGUCUCAACACCGCCCCUGGCUGUGGGCUGACCGACGGCGUGUGUCUGACGGGCGGGGGGCCCUCCUGUGGCGUGAACGGGAAGUGCCUCGGGGAGUGGGGCUCCUUCAGCUGCGACUGUCACCCAGGAUUCAGCGGGCACAAGUGUGACAAAGCCCUUCCCGAGUGGUCCUUUGAGAAGGAGAGCAUGCUGCGCUACCAGCUGAGGGGGGGCGGGAGCCCCCGGCAGACCCACGCCCAGCUGCUCCUCCGAACCCGCGCCUCCUCGGGCACCCUUCUCAGCAUGGCCUCCCGGGACAGUAACGAGUACAUCACGCUGGAGAUCCUGGACGGGCACCUGAGCGUGCGCGCCAACCUGGGCGACGGUGCCCACGCCCUGCGGCUGACCAGCCAGCGCGUGGACGGGGGCCAGUGGGUCCAGCUCAGCCUGCAUCGCCACGACAACCUCUUCACCCUGCGGCUGGAGCAGGGCGGGGGGUCGCGAGAGGUCACCGCCGCCCUGGGCCACAAGCGGGAGAUCGUGGUGCACCCCUCCAGUGUGGUGCUGGGGAACAGCCUCUCCCCUGGCCAGCACGGGGACUUCCAGGGCUGCGUGCGGGACGUGCGGCUGAACGGGCAUUCGCUGCCCCUGGACGGGCAGAGCACGGAGUUCAGCACGGUGCUGGAGCGCCGCGGGGUCCAGGGGGGCUGCCACUCAGACGCCUGCAGCGGACGGCCCUGCCGCAGCCCCCUGUACUGCGUGGACCUGUGGAGGAAGCACGAGUGCAGGUGCCCCGCAGGUCAGAUGACGGUAGCGGAUGAAAUUUCAGGGCUCCAGCGUUGCGCCCCGUCCCCGUGCGGACCCACCACCUGCCGCAACGGGGGCACCUGUGUUGCCCACUCCCCCAAGAGCAUCCAGUGCAGCUGUCUGGAGGGCUUCAGGGGUCAGUGGUGUGAGGUCAGCCAGGUCAAAGCCAUCCGGCUGGCUGCCCUCAGCCCCAGCUCCAUCCUGGCCAUCAGCAUGUGCCUGCUCGUCUUCUUCGCUGUACUGGUGGCUGUGACAGUGUGGAAUCAGAAGGGGAGUCGCAGUAAGUUCCAGAAGAGGGGUGUGUACCACAUCCCUGCGGAGCACGAGAGCUGGGAGGACAUCCGCGAAAACAUCCUCAACUACAACGAGGAGGGAGGCGGGGAGCAGGACCAGAAUGCCUAUGACAUCACAGAGCUGAAGAGGCCCCUGUGCUCCAGCCUGUCGCAGUCCUCAUCCUGCACCACCGCGCCCCUCAUAAAGUCCUCUCAGGGCUCCCAGGAGGAGGUGCACCCCGUGGGGGCGGGGCUGGGGGGCGGGGCCAUGGCUGCCGCCUUCCACCACGGCGCGGCCUGCGUCGCCAGCUGCCCCAUGGACUUCAAGAGCUACGUCUCCAGGAUCAUCUGGGAGGCCGACAACGACGAGCUGGCCUUUCCCAUGGACACCUACCAGGUGUACUGCAUCGAGGGCUCGGGCACGCCGGCCGGCAGCCUCAGCUCCCUGGGCUCGGCCCUUCCUGAGGAAGACUUCAGCUACGAUCGCCUGCGCCAGUGGGGCUCCAAAUUCGAGGCCCUCAGGGAGCUGUACCACAGGCCUGAGCUGGUCCUCACCUACAAGGAUGCCGUCCAGAGCCACGCCUACAACCAGAACCACAGCCAGGACCAGCUCUGAUGACCACAAAGAGUAGCUAGGUCCUCCUGACUUGAGUUAUCGUCAAUGUCCGCGAUGGUUCGCUCCAUUUAAACCUAUUUUUUUUCUCGGGGAGGUAAAAGGGAGGCAGGCAAUGUCAAGAAAGGGAUAAAGAGUGUCUUUCAUCUCAGAGAGCUCAAGCUUCACUUCUGCUUCUGCAACGAAGUCGUAAAAGCUUUAUGUGAGAAAGGGGUGCAUAGGAACCACAGAAACUGGAGAGGCAGGGUGAAGGGGAGGGGGGGUUAUUUAUUGAGUUUUCUCUGUGAAACAUUAAAUGUACUGUAUUUAUUUUAGCCCUGGCGUUUUUAAAUGAACAGGUAAGAGCACUAGUAUCCAACAGCUCCCUUUCUGUAUACUGAAGGAAGUUGUGAUGUAUUUCCUUACAUAGUGGGAACUUGGUGGCUGUUUUGGCUCACCCCCAGAAGGGAAGACUUUGAUGGUAUCUUUUUAUUUUUCUGUUAUGUUGUAUAUGCCUUUUUUAGAUACUGUUAUGGUCAAGGCUGAUUUUUGAUGUUUAAGAGUAACUUUGAUAAGUCCACAAUGACUUUUUUUUAGAGGUAUGACUCUCUACAUGUUGUAUGUAAUGUGAGAGAAAGAAGAUAAUGGUCUGUUGGUCUGUGAGACAGACAGGCAGACAGAAAGAUACCACUGCUCCAGGGUAGCCAUUUCAGGUGUCUGCUAUAAUCCACAGUCCUUCAGAAAGGAAAUGAUAGAGCUCCCCUCAUUGGAGCUAGAAGAGGCCUCUCCAGGCAAACUGUGUAAGCUCACCUUUUUAAAUCCGGUUCCAAUUGCACUAGUAGAGGCUGCUCUAUCUCCUCUAUAGCACUGCUGAACCCAUUUGCCAAAAAUACAAACUUAAAAAUGCUGAUCGGGAGGAAAGAGCAUCUUAGUGAAGCUUUACAUGUGCCAGUACGUAGGGGGAAUACUUUGCUCAGCAUUACUAAUGUGUACUAUAAAGUGUGACAAGUAUGUGAAUUAUUUUUUUACUCCAAUCUGUCCACCCCUGGUUGUACACUGUGCUGAUGUUUUUAAGGCUAUAUGUGUCUGUUUCGUUCUUUUCUGUGAUUGGUUGUUUGAGAUGCCAAUCAUUUUGUACAUUUCCGAAGCCACGCCCUCUUUGACAGGCACAUUCAUCUUCCGGGAUGCAGUUCAUUGUGUAAAAUGUUGCAGGGCACUUGGCAGAGGUAGUCUUGGCACUGUUAAAUCCAGAGGCAGAGAUGUACGCAGCCUGUUCACAGCAUGUCAGAGUAUAUCCAAGCUCUCCCUGCCACCAGUACCUCUGCAAAAGGAUUACCCUGCUAUUUUCUUUUGAACACUUGCCUGAUGUCCUAAUGAAGUGGAUAGAAUGUAACACAACGGAAGAAGAAGAGGAGGUCUGUCUCACUAAAGAGAGUGGCCAGAGGGAAGAGCAUUACCAAAAUGGGUCCCUCACACCAGAAUAGAAGUGCCCGGGAGGGGAUGCUUGCAAUGCGGAAAAAGCAAUCAUGGAAGAAAUGUAUUCACUGAUAUAUGUGUUCAACAAUCAAAUCCUUAUAGGUAUAUUUUUGUUGACUUAAAAAAGGCAAAAUGCUACAACUAUCUGCCGAAAAUAUUUUCAUGAUAUAUUUUUAUUGCAAAAUGAAUCCAGUGUGACUCUUGCUAAAAAAAAAGAAAAAAAAAAGAAAUGUGAAAUGUUGUCCUUUAACUUGGGAGAGCAUUAGGCAAACAUUUUUGCCUGAACUGAAGACCAGGCAUGCAUAAUAUUGUGCUGUCUCCAGUAAAAAAACAACAAAAAAAAAAUCCCACUAUGUAAGGUUAUAACGACACCUUCAGUUCUUGAGGGGAAACAGUCAAUUCAUCAUGCAGUCAAACUGUAAUUCCUUGAAAGGAAACGAAAGCUGUUAACUUCAAGACCACUUCAUAUCUCCAGUGUUUCUGAAUAAAAGAUGGUGAGCAAGCUGUUGCACUUUCCAUCACCCAUCAUAGUAAUGUGAGGCAGUAACAUCACUGCACCGUAAUGCAUGUUGUGUAUGUAAGAUGUAGUGCGGUAUCGAUGACACGGUGACUUUGUGGUGACACCUUCCCAUCCAGUGACUGUUGUCUCUCAUUCCCUUCAGGACAGCUCCGGUCCCUGUAUAUACUGUACAUACUCCUGUUUAUAGCAACCUAACAUCCUUUUGUAUAUGAAUUUUAAUAAAAAGAUUAUCCUCAAGGCA
This is a messenger RNA of Anguilla anguilla (European eel), 11063 nucleotides long. Its product is annotated as neural-cadherin. Bases 229 to 8850 code for a protein of 2873 amino acids. Gene Ontology annotation, cellular component: plasma membrane; cell-cell junction. The record is from RefSeq and is a predicted model, not a curated record. NCBI's taxonomy places the organism in Eukaryota, Metazoa, Chordata, Actinopteri, Anguilliformes, Anguillidae. Gene Ontology annotation, molecular function: calcium ion binding. The transcript has 33 exons. Gene Ontology annotation, biological process: homophilic cell-cell adhesion.